CUGUGCUGUGGAGCAGUAGUCAGUCCGACAGUGAAGGACAGAGAAAGAGAAGAGAAUGUGAAGCAGUGCAGCACACGAAUAAAUUAACUGAAUUAAAAUGGCAAAGACGCAGGAGAAGACCAUCUUCCUCUCAUCUGUUUGAUUGAGUAGUAGGAUAAAGCUGACAGAGGUACAACUGGGGUAACGAGGAGUAGGGGGAGGAGGUGCCAGAGGUCUGUGCAUGCUUAUUUCUUCUCUCGCACCGUACGCCUCCGGAGCCUUGCAGCCGAUGGUGUCACUGCGACAGCACUCAUUGAGGGAGCUGUGUGAACCAGCUGGUGGUGUCUUUUCAAAAAUCAACAGCUGAGAGUUCAUCUAUCAGGUGGAUGUGGAGUAAAUGUUGGAUUUGUGAACUGGAAGAGUUUCACCCAGGUGUAAGUUGCACCUUCCACCUUUUCCCUCCUCUUCCCUUUUUUACUCUGCUGCAUUCGUCUGAGCGAGAAGCUUUGCCUGUUUGAUCAGGAGCUGCUGCUGCGCUCUGCUUUCCUCUUCCCUACCGCUUCUCUCCAGCCGCCUGCCGGCUUUUUAGUAACUGUUCCUGGACCACGAUUGGUAGUUGGGUUUGGUGGCUCAUCCACAGACAAGAAAAGCAGAUGCCAUUGGAUCUCAGACAUCAUUAUCCAGAAUGACAGAGACCUGAAUCUUUGGGUGGACUCCACUACCUAGGGUUCCAACCACAGUUGAUGCCUGCUGCCAUUCAGCCAACCCACACUUCUUUAGAAGAUCCAUGUUGACUCUUUUUGUAUAAGGACUCAAUGGUCUCCAGCUGCUUUUUUGAGGAAAUCAGACAGAGAAAGAAAUGAAGGGGAAAAAAAGACUGCUGGUGUUUUGAAAAACUUGGUCCUCUGGUGAAUUCCUCUUUCCAGGAUCCUGUUUGAAUUCUGUAAAGCAAAAAUCUUGAACUGUCACCAACAUCAAGCCUUGAGAAAGACUAUGAAAUGUAAAUGAAAAAAAGCAAGUAUAAAGGACACUUCUCCAAACAAGCUGCCCCACAAUGUUGUCACAAAAGGUGACAUGUGUCUCAUCCUACCAUGUAGCCACAAAAACCUAUGGAAACCUAAAAACUUUUCUACCAAACCCUCAGCCAAUUUAAAAGAGCUGAAAAACAACAGGGAAUAAAUAAACUUGGAGACUUCUCAAGUGCCACUAGAUUAUUAUCAGCCCAUGCACUUUCCAUUUACAUCUUUAAUUUAAAUUUUCUAAGUAAUCAUAUUUUUAAUUUAUAGUGACAGAGUCAUGAAUUCCUUCAGCUCUCAUAUUUUCCACCACCGCUAGAGACACCUGCAACCAAUUAACUACAGCUGAUCCAGUUGUGGAUUGUACUCAAGAAGAGGAGGAGGGAUUUAAUGUAAACAACAAAAAAGAAAUUAAAGGCAACUGCAAACAAAGCAACAGCAAGAGAUUUAAAGAAGGUGAAGAAGAACUCAUUGGUCAACCUGGUAUUCAAUAAAAGGGAGGAUCAGAGGGCAGCAGAGGAUAUGGCCAGAUCAAGUUGCCAACACGCUAAGAUAAUAACUAGCUUAGAGUCAGUUGGAAAGAUUGACUGCAGGCACCCAGAGUCUUGACUGAUAGGCACAGGACUCAUUGCAAUUCUUUGUGCUGUGCGGAGCAUAGCAUCACAAAGAGUGCAAGAGAGAAGAGAAACUCUUGGCUGGCUGCCACAAUCAGGGCCAAUUAGGAGAAUUUGAUUAUAUGCCUUAAUCUUGGCAGUCAGGUGGAAAAGCAGUCAGACAGAGAAAGAGGAGGCUGAGCAGGUGCCACCGAUACACACCAUUAUCUCUGUCCAUCUCUAAUUGAGUUUUUUUCUGCCCCUGUGAGUGUCUCAUCUCCAAACAAGAGCUUUAAGUGGUGGAGGUUCCUCAAGAGAAAACAGGGGGGAAAAAAAAAAGAAAAACACUCUUCCAUUUGUGUUUUCCUUAAGAGGACAAGGACUUUUUUUCCACCAAUCUCCCUCAUCUCUUUAAACCUAUGUUCCCUCCCUCAAGAUUUAUAAUACCAGUUUGGACCUUGUAUCGUCUGGAAGUUUCCGUGCAGCUUCCUCUAUCUCAAUAUCGAGGCUGAGAUAAAAGCCAGAGAGGAACUGAUAGACAUAAAAGGGAAGAGAAUUGGCGUGGUACUGAAUCUGUGGAGGACACAGCAGACUUAUUUCCUUCCUCAAUCUCAAACAGCCAGGGUAUCUUGCCAAGUGUCCCAAAAACUGUGCUUCCUCUUUUUUAAAUAUCUUCCUUUCCCUUGGAGAGUUUUCCUCUGCUCCCCUCCUUGUGGAUCAUAAAUUCUAUCCUGGACUUCACCAAGAUUAAAGUGGCCCUAGUUAUCCAAGGAAAUCCUUUGAUAUUGGCUCCUGGUGUUGUCAUCUUAAUUCUGGGCAUUCUAGGAUAGAGCUGGCCCUCCUGAUGAGUUUAUCCAACUGCUUCCCAACACCAUAGAAGAUGGCUGAUGCCACCAUAGACCAUAAAGAAGGUCUUGAGGAGCGCCCCCUGCACUCCAAAAGACCUCAUUCUCCUCAGCAGGUUGUCCUCAUCUCCAAGUCCAACAAUGGCAGAGUGAUCAGAGAAGUUCUAAAGGUAGCAACCAGGGGAGCUGAUGGAGAAGUCUGCAGUAUAGAGGGUGGACAGAAACAGUGCUAGCACAGUUCUUUGUGGAGCACCUGUAGCGCACACCAACCUGUUAGAGAGGCAACCAUUUGUCCUCACAUACUGCAGUCGACCAGUAAGGUGGCAGUACAGGCAGCCAGCAGACCAUUCUCCAUGAGGAGCAGUGGAAGAUGCAGGCUCUGCCAGCACUGCUGCUGUCGAUUUAUGUCGUCGUCCUGCUGCUGACUAUGGCACCUCAUCUCUUCAGCAAAGCCAACACCCUAUCCGCCGUCCGAAUGGCGGCCAUUUUGGAUGACCAGUCUUUGUGUGGCCGCGGUGAGCGCCUGGCGCUGGCUCUGGCCAGGGAAAAUAUUAACAAUCAGAUGGAGGGUUCCUCCCAGGCAAGGGUAGAGGUGGAUGUCUACGAGCUACAGAAAGAUUCCCAAUAUGAGACGACUGACACAAUGUGUCAGAUCCUGCCUAAGGGUGUGGUAUCAGUGAUUGGCCCUGCCUCUAGCCCCGCCUCAGGGUCAACCAUCAGUCACAUCUGCGGGGAAAAAGAGAUCCCUCACGUGAAGAUCGGGCCUGAGGAAACCCCAAAGCUACCGUACCUGCGCUUCGCCUCGGUGACACUGUAUCCGAGUAACGAGGACCUCAGCCUGGCCAUCGGAUCCAUCCUGCGCUCCUUUGGCUACCCAACAGCCAGCCUCAUUUGUGCUAAAGCAGAGUGCCUGCUCAGAUUAGAGGAACUUGUUCGACAGUUCCUUAUCUCCAGAGAGACGCUUUCAGUGCGAAUGCUGGAUGACAGUCUGGACCCCACGCCCUUGCUGAAGGAGAUUCGUGAUGACAAAGUGGCUACCAUCAUUAUUGAUGCUAAUGCCUCUAUUUCUUACCAUAUCCUCAGGAAGGCUAACGAGCUGGGGAUGAUGUCGGCCUUCUACAAGUAUAUUCUCACCACCAUGGAUUUCCCUCUGCUCCAACUAGAUGAUGUGGUGGGUGACCAGUCCAACAUUGUUGGCUUCUCUAUGUUGAACAUUUCCCAUCCUUUCUACUUGGAGUUCAUCAGGAGCCUAAACUUGUCAUGGAAGGAAGGCUGCAACAUCAACCCAUAUCCAGGACCUGCGCUGUCAUCAGCCCUUAUGUUUGAUGCUGUUCACGUGGUGGUGAGUGCUGUGCGGGAGCUGAACCGCAGUCAGGAGAUUGGAGUGAAGCCGCUGAGCUGCACCUCCCCCCUCAUCUGGCAACAUGGGACCAGCCUCAUGAACUACCUUCGCAUGGUGGAAUAUGAUGGUCUGACAGGUCACAUCGAGUUCAACAGCAAAGGACAGAGGACCAACUACACCCUGAAGAUCUUGGAGAAACACCCUGCAGGCCAUAAAGAGAUUGGUACUUGGUUUUCCAACAACACAUUGGCCAUGAACUCUACUUCCUUGGACCUCAAUGCCUCGGAAACAUUGGCUAACAAAUCCUUAAUUGUCACCACUAUACUGGAAAACCCGUAUGUGAUGCGCAAGUCCAAUUACCAGGACUUUCACGGAAACGAUCAGUACGAGGGUUUUUGUGUGGACAUGCUGAGAGAGUUGGCAGAUAUUCUGAAGUUUUCCUUUAAGAUAAAGCUGGUGGAUGAUGGGUUGUAUGGAGCACCUGAGCCUAAUGGCAGCUGGACCGGCAUGGUCGGGGAGCUUAUCAACAGGAAAGCAGACCUGGCAGUGGCUGGCUUCACUAUAACCUCAGAGAGAGAGAAGGUGAUUGAUUUCUCCAAGCCAUUCAUGUCCCUGGGAAUCAGCAUCCUCUACCGAGUGCAUCUGGCUCGUAAACCAGGUUACUUUUCUUUUCUGGACCCGUUUUCUCCAGCUGUUUGGCUUUUCAUGCUGUUGGCCUACCUCGCCGUCAGCUGUGUUCUCUUUCUUGCUGCCAGGCUCAGCCCUUAUGAGUGGUACAACCCUCAUCCAUGUCUACGGGAGCGACGGGAUAUCUUGGAGAACCAGUACACACUGGGCAACAGUCUGUGGUUUCCAGUUGGAGGCUUCAUGCAGCAAGGCUCGGAGAUCAUGCCCCGUGCCCUGUCCACCCGCUGUGUUAGCGGAGUCUGGUGGGCGUUCACUCUCAUCAUAAUCUCCUCCUAUACUGCCAACUUGGCAGCGUUUCUCACCGUACAGAGAAUGGAGGUGCCCAUUGAGUCUCCUGAUGACCUGGCCGACCAAACCAACAUACAAUAUGGAACCAUACAUGGAGGAUCCACAAUGACGUUCUUUAUGAACUCACGGUACCAGACAUACCAGCGAAUGUGGAAUUACAUGAAGUCCAAGCAGCCCAGUGUUUUUGUGAAGAGCACAGAAGAGGGCAUUGCCCGUGUCCUUAAUUCAAAGUAUGCCUUCCUGAUGGAGAGCACCAUGAACGAGUACUACCGCAGCCUAAACUGCAACCUCACGCAGAUCGGAGGCCUUUUGGACACAAAGGGAUAUGGCAUCGGCAUGCCGCUGGGCUCUCCUUACAGAGAUGAAAUCACUCUGGGGAUCUUGCAGCUGCAGGAAAGCAACAGGCUGGAGAUUCUAAAGAGACGCUGGUGGGAAGGAGGACAGUGUCCUAAAGAGGAGGAUCACCGGGCUAAAGGCCUCGGCAUGGAGAAUAUUGGUGGGAUCUUUGUAGUCUUGAUUUGUGGCCUCAUUGUAGCUGUGUUCGUGGCCAUCAUGGAGUUUGUUUGGUCAACCCGUCGCACAGCUGAGACAGGCGAGGUCUCUGUUUGUCAGGAGAUGCUGACAGAGUUUCGAAAUGCUGUUUCUUGUAAGAAAAGUUCCCGGGCUCGUCGGCGACGCCCUCUCAGCAGUGCUGGGGGCGGAGUUCUGCGCCAUCCUUCCCGGCUAGCUCUAGCUGGGCCUAGACCAAUUCGGCUAGUAAGGGAGAUGCGUCUCAGUAACGGAAAACUCUACAGUGGUGCCGGCCCACUGACAGGGGGUUUGGCCGGGCUGGGGGGAGGUAUGGCAGCAGGACCUGAUUUGGGCCCCGGGCCACAGAGGCUCUUGGAUGAUCCACUUGGUGCCAACUCUGCCACCAAUACACCUCCUCCGCCACCUCCUGUGUCAUCAUUUGAGGCUCCGCCUGCCCCACCUCGCACCUUCCUCCAGAGCUGCAGCCACGUGCGCAUCUGCCAGGAGUGCCGGCGGAUCCAAAGCUUGCGACCGGCCGCACUCACGCCUCCCCCACCUCCUCCACCUUCUUCAUCCUCCUCCGCCUCGUCCUGCUCCCGUAUCCCUCCUUUGGCAAUGUCAGGACAUCAACAUCGUCAUAAUCCGCACCACCACCUCCACUACCAUCAUGGCUCCAUGUCAUUACCCCGCCUUCCUCCUCCUCCUCCCCCAAUCUCAACAGACAGAGCCGAUAGUGAUGGGGGAACAGCAAGUCCACAGCGGGGGAAAAACAGACCGGCCCCUCCUCCCAGGCCGCUGCCGCCUCCCAAAACACCAACACUCCCACCAACAAAUUAUCUCGGGGGUCACGAUUGUGCUUAAAUAUCCCAAACUUGGGCUCAAAAGAUACAGACUGCACAUCAACAACUUUUCUUUUGAUCCCAGCAACACAGCUAUACCUGUCCAAACUCCUGAGGAGUUGGAUAGAAGAAACUACUUUGACUCGUUUGAAGGGAUUGGAUCCCUCAAAAAGUAGUCAGUUCGGCUCAGCUGACACUAUAAACCUUUAAACAGGGAUGGUUGAGUCUAAACCCUCAUUCCUGGUAGCAGGGAGAAUUUAAAGAGUCUUAUAUGGAUUUAGCAACUUUCUGUAGUUGCUGAUGAUGGACAAAUGCAGCGUUAGCAGGCAACUUCGGAUUCAGUCCUCGAUCUCUUACCUCGGCUAAUUAUCCCAUUGCAAGAAGAAAAUAGAAGAUAUAAAUGGACAGAUUUUUGAGAGGAUUGUCAGUCAACCAGGACAUGAUGUCAGAAAGAUAAAAAAAAAAAUCAAGACAAAUUUCACCAGCGCUCUUAUGUUUUUGUUUCUUUUUCUUUCAGUUUGAACACUGAACUAGGUGUUUGUACAAGAGGAGACCUUCCUGCAGACACGUAGCAGAGCAGUUGUACAGUAAUCAUGGUCUUCGGUCACUCUUUUGGAUGUUUGUUGAGGAUGUAGCUUAUUUCCCAUACCGUUUUGCUGUUUGUACAGACUCUUGCUGCCUGGUGCUGUGAUCCACAACGCAGAAAAAAACAAAACCAUCAUUACUUGCCUAAGUGUUUAAACUGUGUUGGGGUAGUUCUUCUGUUACACAUAAAAACUAUCAAGCAAGAAAAAGGCACUGUGAGGCACGUGAAGGUUAAGGGCUGAGAAGCAACUAUAGAAGUUUUACAUAUUUUUGUACAAAAAAAAAAACAAAAAAGAAAAAAACUUUUUUUUUUUAACGAUAUUUGAGAUGUCAUGUUACAAAAUUCCAGUAUGUGGUAACUAACUGCAAAGUAGUGUUUUAGUUCUUUUUUAAUAAAAUCCUUUUAUGGUAAAAAUGUAAUAACUCAAGACCUUCGCAAACCAAGUCUUGGUUCUUCAGUUCAGGCAGGCACAGAGUCAUCAUCCACAUGAAUGUUAUCAUCUAAAACUAAAUCUAAAUCAGAGAAAAGGAAAACACUUUAUACUAUAAACCAUAAUGUGCUUUUCUUUUGCACAUGCAUGCCCAGUAUUAUCAGCCAGACUAGGAGGAACACAGAUAUGCAGGAUUUCACCUUGAAAUAUUCACAUGUGUUUGUCAUCUGAUAAGUCUUAUUUCAGCCUUGUUGAAAAGACCAGGUUAAAAUGAAGAACAUUUAAAAUAGGAAAAUAAACCUCCUUGACAACAUAGCAUUGAAAUGUUGCCUUAUAUUAUAAAUUUACCACAAAGUUUUGGCUGUUUGUAUUUUCAAAUUUCUCAUAUGAUGGAUUAGAAUAUUAUUUUUAAGCUAAUAAGGUUGUUCCUAAUAUCCAGUGAUACUGAUGUCAUAACACGGAUCAGCAGGUAUAUCUAAAAUGCAUCUCAAGAUGUCUCUUUAACAUAUAUUUUUAUACAUAUUAGGACAGAUGUAAAUUCAUCCAUAUAAACUUUAUAAUAUCAAGACAUUGAUUUAAAAUUCUUUUAUGAGCAUGCAUGCUAAGAUAGGUUAAAUUAUAUUAAUGUGAAAAUUAUUUCAAAAUGUUACUGUGAGCAGACCAAUGGGGAAAUAUCUCUUGAUUUUAUUUUGAAAAAUAAAUUUUCCACCUUUGAAAAAAUAUCAGCUCCUCUUCUUUAUAAUUUCAUGUUAUCACAAACUGAUUAAUCAGAUGGUGCUCUUUUAUUUCUCAGUCUUGGCCCUAGCUUAAGGCUGUUGACUAGACUCUAUUAAUCGAAAAAAACAAGUUUCCAUCCAAGGACUCUUAUUUUUCUUAACCUCCUAAAGCCCAUUGUUUGCAACAAACUGUUUGUAUUAUGCAAAAAGCCAAACAAUUCUUUCUGAUACAACUGGUCCACUAUAACUUUUGCAAAUCUGCUAUAUAUCUAAAUUUAUAUUCUGCUUUUCAUAAAUAGAAAUUCAAGAAUUUCAAUUUGGCAACCACUCAAAGCCAAAAAAAUCCACAAAAAGUAAGUCAGGCGUCAAGAUAGGGGCAAUUAGGUAGGCACAGUUUAAAAUGUCUGGAUACAAUUGCAUUCUAAUGGGAAUGCCUUGAGAUUGUAGGUACAUUCAAACGAAAUGUUAUUUUAUAUAUUUCAGAAGUAAUGUUUUUGAAAGUUUUUCAAAAGGCAUUAAAUCAGAGUUUUGGAGGAUGUUAUUGGUUCUUUUUUUAUUAUUCCACUAAAACAUAAACUUGUAUGCCUAAAAUUAGUUUGGAAAAUAUUAAACAGAAGUGUUGCUAUUUCAGUCCUAUACCGCAAGAUACAGUAUCGUUGUCAGAGUUGUCCCAGUUAGGAUGUUGAGUGAACAGCAUUUGAUUCUAAGUGUGACUGUGUCCUAUUUUACUCAGAUGCUUUAGAUUCUGCUAUUCGUCUAUAGGCUAACGCUAGCCUGUUUGAUCUGUGUAUAUGGCUAAGGACGUCGACAGGUGCAGACAUGCAUUAAAUGACAAAGUGAGCUGUAAAUAACGUGUGAUGCAAAUUCCAAAACAUACAAGCACAAGAAACGCAUGCAAAACAACAGUGCUCCAGACCACUAGAGUCAAACAAAGAAGCUCAGUACAAACAGGAAUUUAAGCUUUAACACAGGUUGUUAAAAAAGAAACAAAGUUGGAAGAAGAAAGAGGGUUUUUAUCUUUUAUUUUACUGUCAAACACACAGUCUUACUGUAUUACAGAAUAACAGCAUUAUUAUGUAUAGUAAUAUAGGUAACACUCUGGGUGAUAUUUGUUCAACUCCCUCUAGUGGUCAGGAGCAGUUCUGUUUUUUUUAGAAGGAGUUUGUUGCUGUUUUUACAAAUUGCUUCUUUUUUUCACUGCAAUCACCUCAUUUUCUUUUUGCUUUCAGCACAUUGUUAGGAGUUGCUGCAUUUUUCUUUGCAUUUGUUUUGUCAGUUGCAGGUCUUUGCUUCAAUUUUAGGUAUUGCAGCACCUUUUUUUUCCCGUUGCAUGUUUUUUUUUUUUAGUUUGAGUUUUCACCUGUUGGCACGUCAUUUCUUUUUUGUUUGCAGCAUUUGUCAUUUGCAUUUUUUUUUGUGCUUGCCUGUUUUAGAGUUUGCAUCACACAUGUUUUUCCAGCUAAUUUAGUCAUUUACUGCACAUUGGCUCCUGUCAGCCAACAUAUAUGACAGACAGCAAUACUGCAAUAUAGUUAAUCUUUAACAUUCCCUCUAUAUAUCAUUAAGUGGAAAAGACAAGCAGAAAAUCAAGGCAAUUAUGUGCUUUUUCUGCAAUGUAAUUUUUCAGUGCAUGUACAUGUUUUACAUGUAUGUCUACACAGAUCACUAACUGUGUGUGACUGGCAUCAGUACACUGGAAGUAAUCUGACACAGUUAUAACUGAAUCUCAGCAUCUUUAACUGUUAAAUUACUGAAGAUUGCUAAAGAUUUACAUUACUGGGUAAUACGUGCUACUGUUAAAGUGGAUUGGAUUAUUUUUACAUUUUAAUCUCUAAAAAGUGUUGCUUGGGCAAAGUUAUCCAGGUGAUGGCAACCACAAAAUAGGCUUAAAUCAAAUGCAACCCAUUUUUUGCUCAGUUUUUCAGAAAAUGUCUGUGUUUUCUCACUCUUAUCACACUUUUUGUUCAGAUAAGCUGAACAAAAGUUGGGCUGUCUCUAAUUUAAGCCUGCUCUUUGGUCUAAAGAGGAUUCUUUCUUUUGCUGCCUGAGAUAUAAUAUGUUCUUUAGCUUGCUCAUUUGUAUUGAUAAGCAUAACUAUAGAUGUAAGGAUAGACAUUUCAACAAUCAUUAUGAUUCUUUUGGUUUUUGCCCCCUUAGAAUGGCUGGAUUUAGUGCUCCUGAGAUUGUCGCUACCAUUUGCUAAAGCUUUUAAACAUCAGUGUCCAAUUGGUAAUGCUAAUUGGUAAUUGGUAAUAUUCAACAUAAAUUCUGUUUUUUUUAUUUGUGUUAUGGAUGAAAAUGAUGCAUGUACACUGAAGAUUGUGAUGUUUCAUCAUAAUGUACAAGUUGAACAUGAACAUGUACACAUACUGUAUAAGCAGAUUAUCAAUUAUUUAUUUAUGUUUUUUUUAUCAUGGUAUUGGAGAAAAUUCUUGCAACCUAAAAAAAAAAUAAUAAUAAUGUUUUACCAAUUAUGACAAUACUGCCCCCUUUCCUUUAACAGAAAUGCUUUUAAAAGAAAUGUGGUCAUUGUAUUAAAAUUGAAGAACUACCUCAGUGCAGUUCCAUCCAUUUCAGGUCAGUUUCUUGAGCUCGGAAUCUAUUUAACUCUAAAUUAGGAGUGCAAAAUGAAAAAAAAAAAAAAAACACUGAAUUUAUGAUUUUAAAGGAUAAAAUUGUACUAUCUUUGAUAAUCUGUUUCAAAUUAAAUAAAACCUCCAACCAAACAAAACAAAAAUUUUUGAAUGUUGAAUAGCACUUCCUCAUGUAAAGGGUUACAAAUGUGUAACUCUGAUCGGAGAAAGUCAGACAUCAUUUUGAAGACCAAUACCUGUAAGUUUUUAUUUGUAUAAUUAUUUUGUAUAUUUUCUUUAUCAUAAAUUUGGAUAUUGAAGCUGCAGCAAAUCUGAAAAAUAUCAAUGAAAACCUAAAUGUCACUGAAUAAAUCUUCAGGUGUGUGUGUGUGUGUGGCUUUGUGUUUAACUUUGUGUAUGGCUAACUUUGUGAGGACCAGGGCUAGUUCACAUGUUUAAAGUGAAUUGGGUUGAAAUCAUUGUAAUGAUUUAUGUCUUUGCAAAUUCAGCCAUACAAGUGUGAGCUUUUUAAAUUUGACUACGUCUGGAUUUAGAUUUUUGUUUUUAUCCUUCGCAGCAGGAUGACAGAGAUACAUCAUUUUGAUUAUUCUAUUGUUAUCACAAUUAUUAUCAAUAUUGAUAUGUGGAGUGAUUCUAGGAGGGGUUCCUCCCUCUGAUGUUCAAUAUAUAGAAACUUAUUUGGAAUUAAAAAAGGUUUUGAAAAAGAAA
Messenger RNA from Cyprinodon tularosa, 11133 nucleotides. Its product is annotated as glutamate receptor ionotropic, kainate 5-like. Gene Ontology annotation, biological process: synaptic transmission, glutamatergic; modulation of chemical synaptic transmission; monoatomic ion transport. NCBI's taxonomy places the organism in Eukaryota, Metazoa, Chordata, Actinopteri, Cyprinodontiformes, Cyprinodontidae. Gene Ontology annotation, cellular component: postsynaptic membrane; plasma membrane; kainate selective glutamate receptor complex. Gene Ontology annotation, molecular function: kainate selective glutamate receptor activity; transmitter-gated monoatomic ion channel activity involved in regulation of postsynaptic membrane potential. Bases 2804 to 6121 code for a protein of 1105 amino acids. The transcript is spliced from 23 exons. The record is from RefSeq and is a predicted model, not a curated record.